Molecule: messenger RNA, 2905 nt
Organism: Platichthys flesus (European flounder)
Lineage: Eukaryota; Metazoa; Chordata; Actinopteri; Pleuronectiformes; Pleuronectidae
Exons: 5
Coding region: 355-969 (204 amino acids)
Biological process (GO): endosome to lysosome transport; phagosome-lysosome fusion
Cellular component (GO): phagocytic vesicle; late endosome; lysosome
Molecular function (GO): GTPase activity; GTP binding
Source: RefSeq, a predicted model, not a curated record
UCACUUUGGGUGUUAUGAGAAACAUGGGCUUUCACAGAGAGGGCUUUCUUUCUUUCUUUCUUUCUUUCUGUCUUUCUUUCUUAGUUUUACUCGUGUCUUUACGUAACAAUUAGAGUUUAUGGUCAUAAAACAUAUUUCAAAAUAAGACUUGUUUUUUAGAUUUUCCUCUAAGGAGAGGAAAUAGGUGGUUGUGGAUUUAUGCCCUCUCUAGUUUUUAACAUUAGCCCUAAUUAAAAACGACUUGGCCUCACAGCCUACGCUCCCAGUGUGCGUCAAACAAUCGAAAGUGAAAAUCCCGAGCAGCACUUGAAGGACUCGCCAGCAGCUGGAGCUCCGUGGGAAACGAACGUGAACAUGAGCGGAGGGAAAGCGGGUGUAUCUCUAAAAGUGGUCCUCAUAGGAAAUUCUGGGGUGGGUAAAUCCUCCUUCAUGAACAGAUAUGUGAAUCACCGCUUCACCAACAUGUACCGGGCCACAAUAGGAACUGACUUCCUCUCUAAGGCGGUGAACAUAGAGGGAGCCACAGUCACUCUGCAGCUGUGGGACACAGCUGGAACAGAGAGGUUCCAGUCUCUGGGUACACCUCUGUACAGAGGAGCUCACUGCUGCAUGCUGGUCUUCGAUGUCACAUCCAAAGCCAGUUUCUCUGCCCUGGAGCUUUGGAGGAAGGAGUUCCUGUUCCAGGCCGAGCCCCAGGACCCAGCUGACUUCCCUUUUAUUGUUAUUGGCAACAAGAGUGACCUGGGUGACCGGGAGGUGUCUUGCAGGACGGCUAAGCAGUGGUGUGAGGAAAUAGGAGGAGACUACUUUGAAGGGAGCGCCAAAGAAGAUGUGGGCGUAGAGAAGCCGUUUUGGAGAGCGGCUCAGAGCGGACUACAACAGUACAAAAAACACACAUUUGAAAAUACAGGACAUUUCCAGAUAACCUGCAAACAGCCGACAGAAACUCGCAACACCUGUGAGUGCUGAGAGCAGCACUCGUCCCCGCGUGGCAGGGAAAGUUCAGAGAGACCUCGGCACUGCUGAUGAUGACCUAUCUAACGAGGGCGCAAAAAUAGUGACCCAGCAAAGGUACUGUGGAAGGAAAGGACACAAUUGUAUACCACAUGGAGAGAGGAACAAACUCAUUAAAUGUUUUUUCUUUUUUUGAGAACCUUCAGCUUAUGGUCUAACUUAAGGCAUCACUACUAAAAUACACUGCUUUUGCAUGCAUGUCUAGUUUUGCUCAACAGACACACUGACACGCACAAAAUCAUGAAUGCAUAUGAAGAGAAACGUUUUGUCGCUAGAAAGAAAAAUCAGGGAGAAAACCACAAACGGGAGCCGAGGCGCGAGCCGGAGAAAAGGCGGCAAGCGGAAAACCUCGGCUCUGAUCAUCCUCUCUGGCCGUUACCAUCAACAACUGAAUUCACCCUUUAAAAAGUAGAUUUACACUCAUGUCCGCUCAGAAACCUCCUCCCUGUACAAGUUUGGACUGUAAUGAACCGAGCAGUGAUUCAGACUCCUAAAGUGAAUCAGCUUGACAGAAGCAAAUUAUAACAAUCAGGGAGACUAUAUAUAUUUAUAUAUAUAUAUAAUUUGUUUCUUUUAUAAGUAAAGACACAGAAGGCAAUCAAGAGAUGACCAACAUGUAAAAACAGUUUGUUACAGGUAAUUAUAUAAAAGGCCAAGAUGUUUUUUUUUCUUUGUUUUAUUCUUGCUCUAUGAAGGAACUAAUUUACAAGUGAGUACACUCCGGCUGUGUAAGCUUUCUUCCCAAGACAUCCCCAAAGACAUACGGGUUUACACGUCACAGUUAGCUUGCACACCAUCUGUAGUCUGAAAUACAGAGCCGUGGAAGGAAAAAAAUUAAAAUUUAUUAAAUGGAUUCACAUACAUCAAUAGGAUAGGGAAAAUAGGUCUACUAAUAUAAUUUGCCAUUCUAAAAAUUAAAGAAGAGGUGAGACACCACAUUCAUGAGCAUAAAAAGCGUAGGACAACUGAUUUGGGGUAUCCAGGGGGAAAGGUAUGAAAACAUCUGGUGUUAUUCUGUCCACCUACCUACCCCCCGGCAGAAAUUCCAUGUUUGGCAAACAGAGCAACACAAGCAUUGAGUAGUAAACAAAAGUAAAAACUCUCCUCUCCCUGGGUCCACUUCAAAGUUCCCUUCAGUCCUGUAACCUCUUCGGUUCUACUUGGAACAAAUACAAAAGUCUUUCUCUCUCUUUCGCCUUAAUCUGUUAACAACAGGAACAUACGACCAACUGAAUGAAGAUGUUUUUUUCUUUAAAAAUAUAGUGGCAACCUCAACACAGCCACCAAUCUUCCCACAAACACAAACUAUGGGGAUGAACAACAGUUAAAAAAAGUGAUGCUUUUAAAAAUGCACACAACAUACACAUACACACAGGAGAAAAAAAGCUUAAAAAAUACAAAAAUAAACUACACAAAAGAUCUGCGUCAUUGCUUGCUAAUUUUUUGGGAAGAAUUUUGCAAGUUUUUUUUCUGUGUGUGCUGCAAGUCUCAAUUCUAGCAAAGUCUGUCAUGUCGUUCAUUCUCCACAAAUUUCUUCCUUUGAUGUUCUUUUCUUUGUCCACUUCAAAGUGUCGGCCACCAGUCCUCAUAUCGGGGGAAAAAGCGCACAUUGAUGACAAUACCAGGAGACUGGAGUCCAGUACUAUGACUAUACAGACUUGGCUCUUGAUGAUGCAAAUUUGUUUGGAGCAAAAAAGAAAGGAAAAAAAUGAUGUCCUCUGUCAUCGAGGACAAGUGCUUUAUUUGUUUCCAUACCGAUUUUUCCUCUCAUCUAAUCUAAUGCCUCCAAAACCUUUUUCCAACACUGUACACCAUUUCAUGUAGUCUCUCUCUACAUCCUGCCAGGAUUCACAAACAAAGACAAAAAAAUAAAAAGGUAACAUUGCGCUCA